This is a messenger RNA of Pseudovirgaria hyperparasitica, 1059 nucleotides long. RefSeq lists its product as uncharacterized. The record is from RefSeq and is a predicted model, not a curated record. Bases 147 to 818 code for a protein of 223 amino acids. The transcript has 3 exons. Lineage: Eukaryota; Fungi; Ascomycota; Dothideomycetes; Acrospermales; Acrospermaceae.
AGGAUGUUAUCGAGUGUGGAGCUGCCGGGCUCUUAUAGGGACAGUCUGAUUCGGUGGACAGCAUCCUCGUCCGUCCCACAAGGCCUUCUCAUGUCAUCGAAACCUGGGGUCGUAGCGAGCAGGUAUGACUGGGGGCUUUUGUGCGCAUGCCGCGGGAGGCCCCCAAGGUCUCGAAUUGGACUUCGCAUCAGCCACCAGAGCAAUGUGGAGACGACCCAGUCUUUGUUCUCGGCUCGAAUGGGAAAUUUGGACGCUGCAGAUACGUCGAUAUACCAGCGUUGCACGAACUAAGUUUGGCUAAAUGGAAUGUCCAACCACUCGCCUCGCCUGCUUUUACACCGAACAACAGAACAUUGAUGUUUCUAGAUCCCCUGGCCUCUGGUUAUCAUUCUGGCGAGCAGAAUAUCCAAGAGUGCCGCUCGACCAAAUCAACUCGUGUCCUGCGUAAAACGAGGGCUGAGCUUGUCGAUCGAUCUAUUCAUCCCACGUCUCUCGCCACCACAAGCGGCUCGUUAUUCGAUGCAAACGUGCUAUCAAGAUCAUCAAAGCAGGAAUUGCUCGCGUGGGGCAAUAAUACCAUAUUCAGUCAAAAGGGAAUCUCUCGGCGAACUAUCGGGAGAAGUCAGCCUGCGCUUACUUACUCUGCUGCAACAGGCUGUGGAGCGGCUUCUCUGUGCGACGUACGAUGCCUCAGUAGUUCUUUCAGGCGAUCACGACGUUCACUGUGGACUUUGAAGCCUAGAGAGCAAGUACCCAGAGUGAGAUUCGAGCAUUGGGUGUGUACUAACGAUAGUGCUUCGCAUAACGACAGUACGUGACUCGUAGACAUAACGUUUCGAGACUUGAAAGCCGUCAAGAGUGCGUGAACCUGGCGUCGAAUACGAAUUUGCUCGUCAAACUUAAUUUACCUUGUCUCGGCGUCUCUUUAGACGACAGCGCUGCGAUGAGUUUCCUGACUGUCAAGCUUGAUCCAUGUACGGAAACAAACGCCAUGGCUAACUAUCAUGGCUCCUUUUCUACUGCCUUCCGCUCCACCACAUCCAUCUGCCGUAUGCCGCC